AGGCUAUAAAAUGUACUGUAUUAAAUAAUAACUGCGUCUUCAGUUAAUGUGUGGCGUUGUAUUAAACUCUAGUCUGCAACACUCAUAAAUAUUACACUAUUUUAUUGUACAUUUAUUAAUAGGCCAAACUAUACGAAAUUCAUUUUUACAACAUGAACUGCAACUCGUGACCCUCAUUAGCAUAUUGACGAAAACAAUAUGGCGAACGCCGGUGGAUACUUUUCGUAAACCUGCUAUUUUCUGAUUAAUGCAGUUAGAUGUAAUCUUUUUGCAGUUUUCAGAUUCAAAACAGCAAAAUGGUGUUCGAAACCAUAGCAGUUGAGCUAAUCAACAGAUAUCUUGGAACAUUUGUUGAAAAUUUGGAUACAUCUCAGUUAAAAAUAGGACUAUGGGGAGGAGAUGUAGUCCUCAACAAACUGAACCUAAAAGAAAAUGCUCUGGACGACAUGGAUUUGCCCAUAAAGAUCAAGGCAGGCCAUAUAGAAAAACUGACAUUGAAGAUUCCAUGGAAGAACUUGUACUCUGAGGCAGUUGUAGCACAGAUUGAAGGAGUUUAUGCUCUAGUGGUCCCUAAUAUUGGAAUCACAUACGAUGCAGCAAAAGAAUUCAAAGCCAAGCAGGAACUCAAGCAAGCCAUAUUGACCAAAAUUGAUGAGCAAAAAAAGCUGGAGGCUGAGAAAGACAAGCCAAAAGAAGUAAAAAAUGACAGUUUUGUUGAAAAGCUGGCCACGCAGGUCAUCAAAAAUCUACAAAUCAAAGUGUCCCUGAUUCACAUCCGGUAUGAAGACAAGUACAGCAAUCCAGCUCGGCCAGUGUCUAUGGGCAUCACCCUAAAUGAACUUCUAUUCCAGACAACAGAUUCCAAUUGGAAGGAAAUGAUCAUCAAAGAAGCAGUGACACAGAUCUAUAAACUUGUUCGCCUUGACUCCCUGUGUGUCUAUUGGAACAGCAAUGGGAAACUUCUACAGGAUUUAGACAAGAAACUUAUCCUGCAAGAGCUCCAUGAAUGCAUUCAGACUACACUAAAGGAUAAUAUAGCAAAACAAGGGAUGAAACCAAACUUGCAAUACUUGUUCAAGCCCAUAUCAGCCGUAGCACAUUUACGUUUGAACACCAAGCCUGAACAGACAGAUUUCUCCCUGCCCAAGAUAUUCCUUACCCUGGUGUUUGAUGAGAUUGCUGUUUCACUGUCCAAAGACCAGUACGAUGACAUUCUGGAGAUACUUGAGGCCAUGGAGCGGAUGAACCUGAUGGCCAUGUACAAGAAAACCAGGCCAGCGGUUUCUUAUAAAGGACAUGCCAAACAAUGGUGGCACCAUGCCUAUGCUGUUAUCCUUGAGCACAAUGUCCAGCGCCGAAGGAAAAUGUGGAACUGGAAUGUUAUGAAGGAACACAGAGACAAGCUGAAACUCUACCGGGAGUUGUACAAGCAAAAACUUGAGAACAAAAAGAUGAGCUACAAAGAUCAAGGGCUGUUGAAGCAAUGUGAAGAAGAUUUGGAUGUGUUCAACAUCUCUAUGUGCCGCAACCAAGCAGAGAUGGAUGUGAUCAAGCGAGGCAAGAAGAGGGAUGAGGAAAAAAGUCAGGCCUCUUGGUUUGGGGGCUGGUUUGCUCCCUCUAAGAAGAAAGCAAGCCCAACCAAGAAGCCAGGAUCUGAGAAAGACUUAGAGGACUUUGGCAACAAGUUCCAAGAAGGGUUCACCCCUGAAGAGAAGAACAAGCUGUACAAUGCUAUUGGCUAUGAUGAAAAUGCUAAAGACCCAACCUUCCCAAUAGAAUAUGUGGCAGUGAGACUGGUGACUAAACUGAACAAGCUCUCAGUGUCUCUUGUAGACAACAGACACAAGAAAGAUGACCACCAGGUCCAGUUGAUGAAGCUUUCACUGACAGAAAUAUGUGCAAGUUUUGGCCAGCGCCCCGCUGCUAAUGCUGUCAGAUUGGAUGCUAAAGUUGACAAACUGAGGAUCACUGGGCUGCCCCGUAAGGAAUACAUACCACGGAUAGUCAGCUCCGUGGGUGUGUCAAAGGAGGAGAAUGUCUCCCUGCUGACCAUAUUGUUUGAGACCAACCCUCUUGAUGGCCAGUGUGACUCGAGGGUUAGGGUCCAGUUUAGGCCACUGGAAAUUAUUUUUGAUGCAAUAACAGUAAAUGCCUUGUCCAGCUUUUUCAUGCCACCAGAAUCUGUCCGGUUAAAACAACUGUCCAAUGCAGCCAUGUCCAAGUAUGAUGACAUCAAAGCACAGACUUCCGCUGGUGUCAUGUACAUGGUCAAUCAAAGAAAAUAUGCUGAUAUUGACAUACACUUGAUGCCUUCCUAUAUUAUAGUGCCAGAGACUGGGGAAAUCAAAAAGGAUGUCAACAUGAUACUUCUUAACCUGGGUCAGUUGAAGGUGACCAGUCAGCCUCAUGAAAUCACACAGGGCAAACAGAUGAGCCCAGAAGAAAUGGUGAACUUUGCCUUUGACAAGUUUAUUAUCAACCUUGACAACCUUCAACUCCUCUUCCUUCAGCCAGGUGAUGUCUGGCAUGAUGAGUCCGUGGCACCACAUUCACCCAUGUACAUCCUCCGACCCCUCUCUCUGCGCCUGCUGCUGGAGAAAUGUAUCUUUGACAACGAUGCCAAUCUUCCAAAGAUCCGCAUUAGUGCUGAACUCCCCUUAUUGUCUGUGUAUAUGUCUGACACCAAACUCUUGGCCAUCAUGAAACUAGCCAGCAGUAUUCCAUUACCAGAGUCUGGGUCUGAGCUCUUGGCCAUCAUGAAACUAGCCAGCAGUAUUCCAUUACCAGAGUCUGGGUCUGAGCUCUUGGCCAUCAUGAAACUAGCCAGCAGUAUUCCAUUACCAGAGUCUGGGUCUGAGCUCUUGGCCAUCAUGAAACUAGCCAGCAGUAUUCCAUUACCAGAGUCUGGGUCUGAGCUCUUGGCCAUCAUGAAACUAGCCAGCAGUAUUCCAUUACCAGAGUCUGGGUCUGAGCUCUUGGCCAUCAUGAAACUAGCCAGCAGUAUUCCAUUACCAGAGUCUGGGUCUGAGCUCUUGGCCAUCAUGAAACUAGCCAGCAGUAUUCCAUUACCAGAGUCUGGGUCUGAGCUCUUGGCCAUCAUGAAACUAGCCAGCAGUAUUCCAUUACCAGAGUCUGGGUCUGAGCUCUUGGCCAUCAUGAAACUAGCCAGCAGUAUUCCAUUACCAGAGUCUGGGUCUGAGCUCUUGGCCAUCAUGAAACUAGCCAGCAGUAUUCCAUUACCAGAGUCUGGGUCUGAGCUCUUGGCCAUCAUGAAACUAGCCAGCAGUAUUCCAUUACCAGAGUCUGGGUCUGAGCUCUUGGCCAUCAUGAAACUAGCCAGCAGUAUUCCAUUACCAGAGUCUGGGUCUGAGCUCUUGGCCAUCAUGAAACUAGCCAGCAGUAUUCCAUUACCAGAGUCUGGGUCUGAGCUCUUGGCCAUCAUGAAACUAGCCAGCAGUAUUCCAUUACCAGAGUCUGGGUCUGAGCUCUUGGCCAUCAUGAAACUAGCCAGCAGUAUUCCAUUACCAGAGUCUGGGUCUGAGCUCUUGGCCAUCAUGAAACUAGCCAGCAGUAUUCCAUUACCAGAGUCUGGGUCUGAGCUCUUGGCCAUCAUGAAACUAGCCAGCAGUAUUCCAUUACCAGAGUCUGGGUCUGAGCUCUUGGCCAUCAUGAAACUAGCCAGCAGUAUUCCAUUACCAGAGUCUGGGUCUGAGCUCUUGGCCAUCAUGAAACUAGCCAGCAGUAUUCCAUUACCAGAGUCUGGGUCUGAGCUCUUGGCCAUCAUGAAACUAGCCAGCAGUAUUCCAUUACCAGAGUCUGGGUCUGAGCUCUUGGCCAUCAUGAAACUAGCCAGCAGUAUUCCAUUACCAGAGUCUGGGUCUGAGUAUAUGUCUGACACCAAGCUCUUGGCCAUCAUGAAACUAGCCAGCAGUAUUCCAUUACCAGAGUCUGGGUCUGAGGUGAAAUCGACUGUUCCUGCUGAUGAUGCUGUGGUUGUUGACUCACCUUACGACAUGGACCUCAGUGUCUCCUCCAUGAGAGGAGAUAGGGGAACUUACCAAGGUUCAGAGUACACCAACCAGACUCAACUUAUGCUGUCUUUCAUGCUCAAACAGAUUUCCGUUGAGAUUCUGGAGACAGUGGAGGAAAAGGACAUCCCAUUCCUGAAGCUGACCGUCAACAAGAUUGGAGUGGACAUGAAGGCGCGCACCUUUGACCUGACUGUAGAUGGUUAUCUAGGUGGUAUUUACCUGCAGCACAUGCAGUACAAAGUCUCAGAAGGGAUCCGAACUCAGUUACAAAAAUGUGAAGUUACCACUGGUGAGCUGAUCAACAUCAUAAACUCACCUUAUGUGGAUGAAGAUGAUCCACUUUUAUCCAUACACUUCUUGCAGGCAAACAAGAAAGGACCUGAGUUUGCCACAACCUAUGGAAAAAUAGCUCAAUCAAUAACAGUAGAAUUCUCCACUUUAGAUCUAGUUUUACAUCAAGGUGUUAUUCUCAGCUUGCUGGCAUUUGCUCAGAAGUUUGAAUCCCCUGAAGAGGCUGUGAUUAAGCCAAUCGUCACCCCUGUUAGAUCUAUCGCAGGAAGCAGCACCACCCUGUCUGUCAGAAACAAGGAGUCACUCGUUGAACGUCAAAUAAAGAAAGACAAAAUGGAUAUGAUGUUGCUAAAGUUUAGAGCCAUUGUUAAUAGCAUUCAACUUAGUAUUUGUAACGAGACCUGUCUCGUCAUGCACUCAAAGAUUGAAGGUGUUGAAGUAGGAGCCAAAAUGCAUGUGCACAAAAUGGGCGUGUCUGCGUUGAUGAGAAAAAUUGAGCUGUUGGAUCCAGAUCCAAGAACAAAGUACCCAAAAAUCUUCUCAGUCAGUGGUGAAGAGAUGUUCAAGUUUGAGAUGGUACAGUACAACCAUGGAACAGCAGGUCACAGGUUUGAUAACAUCUCAGCCAUUGACAUGGACAUCUUUCUCCAACUUGGCAAAGCACAACUUGUCUUUGUAAACAAGUUUGUGCUAUCCCUCCUUAACUUCUUAGACAACUUCAAUCUUGCAAAAGCCAAGUUGGAUGAAGCUAGCCAGGCAGUAAAGGAAGCUUCCCUGGAUGUUGCAAAAAAUUUCCAGGAGAAGGCACCUCGGAUCAAGCUGGAAAUUUCUCUGAAAGCCCCUCUGCUCGUGAUCCCAAAGAGUUCCAGGUCUAAACUGGCCUUGAUCAUCAACCUGGGGGACAUCAACUUAGUGAACAAGUUUGAGAAACUGUACAGCAAAACCAAAACAGUGCCUGGUCAAGCCCACAUUGUGGAGCACCUGGUUGUCAUGCUGACCAACUUGCAGUUCUGCAGGGGCUCCAUCAACAAUCUAACAAGUGAACUCUAUUGGGAGCUCCCUAUAAUAGAGCCCCUGACCUUCCAGGUGAACAUCCACAGAAACCUUUCAUCUGGCUGGUUCCACGGAAUCCCUGAUAUGGAAAUAGCUGCUCUUCUAGACAAGAUUUCUAUAAAGCUUAAUAAAGAGGACAUUUCUUUAAUGUUGAGCAUUUUAGUUGGCAAUUUGAAAGAGCAAAACCCUCAAGAUCCAACUACACUGAAAAUUGAGAAACCUUCUAAGGAAGCAAGGUCCACAGACCAUGCCCUGCGCAAGAAGGCUGAGAGAGGCAGCACUGACAGCCAAGCCAGCGCUAAGUCGGAUACUCUGGGUGAAGAAAUCUAUUCAACCCUCAAGGUGGAUUUCAAACUACAAGCCAUCAACGUGGAACUCUACAGGGGUCGCUGCAAAGCUGAUGAAGGAGAAAAAGUGCGUCCCAAGUCUAAGAUGCUGUCCCAGAUGUGUUUAACCACCCUGCUGACGGAGGUCAACAUGAUGUCUGACGAGUCCAUGUCGGCCAAGGUCGGUCUGGUCGACUUCAGAAUGGACGACUGUCGUAUUGAAAAGGAUGGCGGGAUCACUAAACUGAUCCGCCGUACAGCGUACAAGUACGCAAGUAAAGAAGUUCUGGAGAGUCAGACUAGCGAGGAUGAAAGCAAAAUGUUCAUCAAUAUUCACUAUGACUUGAACAAAACUAUGGAUAAAAAAGUUGUGUUCAAGAUCUGUUCACUACACAUCUGCAUCUGCAUGGAAUUCAUCAUGAAGGUUGUAGAUUUUUUUGUCAAUAGUAUGCCAUCAAUCAAAACUAAUGAGAAGCAGAUGAUUGUAAAGAAAACGCAUCCCAAAUCUGAAGCUCCUGUCCCCCCUCCCCCUCCUGAACCAUUUGUUGGAUCCAUGGAUGUGACAUUCAAGUUGGAGAAGCCAGAGAUUUACCUGAUAGAGGACCAGAUGAACCCUCACACCAACAGCAUGAUUGUUGAUGUCAAGCUAGAUUUCCGUCUCCGAAUGAGUGCUGAUGUAAUCAGUGUCCAAGGUUCUGUUGAAAACCUGAGCCUGGUCACCUGUAUCUUUGGUCAGUUGGAGACUAGACAAAGUAUCUUUAAAAGACGCAUAAUCUCAAGCCUGGAGAAACAACUGCUAGAAAUCUGCUACAACUAUUAUGAACAUAGAUGGGAUCGUCUGCCAUACUUGUUUUAUGUGCUGGAACCUGUCAACAUUACCCUGAUGUCCAACAGCCCCCAGGGCAAAGACCACCACGUCAAUGUCAAUGUAUCUGAUUUCAUUGUGACCAUCUCUCCAUCCACUAUUCGUCUACUUAGUACAAUAGCCACAAACAUGGCCGUCCAGUCACUUGAUGAUGAAACUGACCUUCUGAAGCUGAAAGACAUGUCCAACAUUUGGGCCAAGUCAUCCAUAGCUGAGAAAAACUUUUGGUUCAUCAAUGCUGUGCAAGCACAUGCUGACAAAAAUAAAGAGAUUGGCUCAUCAGUAGACUCAGGAGUGCCAGCUACAGUCUUGAAUGAUACACUGUCUACCAGUAGUAGAGGAGAAUUGGUGACUCUAGAAAAUCUGACCAUAUUGCUGUACAAACAAGACGUGGUGCUGGAACUGAUGGUAGCUUAUGCAGACUUCUUGUACCAUGAAAUCUUGGACCAAUUUUUACCAUUGCUAACCAAUACCGGUGUAAGCCAACCUCAAAGUUCCUGUUCAGCUCAAAACAAUUGGCCUAAGCCAGACGAGCAGAUUAUUCUGGAAAUCCCUGUGGUUGUUAUGAAGCUUGAAGGAGGUGUUGGGCAUCGCACAGUACCACUACUGAUUGUUGAGUCGUCCUUUGAAUGCCAGGUCCACAAUUGGUCAUCUGACCUGUUCUUUGAGAGCAGCCUGAGCAUGGAGGUGGCCUACAACAAUGAGCACAUUGGUGUCUGGGAGCCCAUCCUUGAGCCGGUCACUGCCAAAGGGAAGCAACCCCACAAGUGGGAGUUGUCUGUGGAGAUGGUGAAGAGUGAGCAAGUUACCAUACAUGAUGAAGAGGAUAUGUCCAUACUGCCCCCUCCAAAACUGACCAUCAACAUAGCAGCCAUUGAACCAUUGCAGAUCAUCAUGACCAAGUCAUGUCUGGAGGUUCUCUCUAAUCUAGGCGAGGCCUUUGGUCAGGCCUACAAUCUGAAGGAGAUGGAGGGCACACUGGGGCAAAAGAUUGUUCCGUAUGUCUUCCAGAACUUGUCUGGUAAAGACCUGGGCAUUCAGCUGGAUGCCAGUUUAAAGCUGAGCUCUGAAAAUGAGCAUUCCAACCUGGACAAGAUCCCCACCUUCACCAGCAUCAUGGUAGAUAACAAUGAGAAGACCUUGGUCAAGCAGCUGUCCAUCAUACGCUCAACUCAGCAGCAACAAGACAAGAGAGUCAUAUUUUUUAUCUCGGGGCAGCAGAAAAACAAGAAACAUGAGACAUCCAUCAAGCAGGCCAGGAAAUCUGUUUUUGUGUUUGACAACUGGAACAUCAUGGUCAACGUGGAUUCACACAUUGGACAGAAGACAAUCACAUUCUCUUCCUGCAUACAGAUAAUGAACCACAUGUGUGUGGGUAUGGAAUUAUUUUAUGUAGACAGCCAUGACAAAGUAUCCUGUGGAGUUGUCAAACCUGAUUCAACAUUUUAUCUCCCUUUGAAUGUUGUCUAUAGUCAUGGAAGGACAAUAUUUUUCAAACCCAAACAACUUGAGGAAAGUAGUGGGAGUAUUGCUUGCAACUACGACGUGUCACAGAGCGGCGUCAGUCUGGAUGUCAUGCCAACAGAACCUGGCAAGGUGAAGGAGAUCCACUGUAGCUGUUCUACUGCACCUAACCAGUCAUUUUACUUCAAUGUGAUGCCAGAGCAGGAGAAAAUCUUCACCAACAACACAGAGGACAAGACCUCUACAAUGACCAUCUUCCACAUCAAACCAACCGUCAUCAUCCACAAUCAGCUGCCACUCAACAUCACGUACAGUUUGGAUCUUACUAAUCAGUUCCCAAAGGCUGAUGCUGGUUCAGUGCAGGAACUGCCCUCAGGACAACUCCUAGAGCUGCACAAUGCUGCAGUCAACACCACCACCCUCAACCUGCAGCCUCCAUUGGAUCUAAUGAUCCCCAACUACCGUGGUUUUACCUGGAAAGGGAAAAAGAUCAUCAAACUGGACGUGCCAGAGCUGAGUGUCUGGACAUUUGAGAGCUCAGAUAAUGACAACAAGAUUUAUAUGGACCUCGGCCUUCACUGUAAAGAAAAGAAUGGAUCUUUUGACAUGACCAUCUACUGCCCCUACUGGAUCAUCAACCUGUCCACCAGAACUAUUGCUCUAAAGGAAGAUGACAAGGAGGCUCCCUUUGUGCAGCAGGGAACUGACGACAGCAUCAUGUUGUUUUAUUUCCGGGACAAGCCCCUGUUUGGCAGCAACAAAAGAAAGGAGUCCACUGGUGAGAAAAAGAAAGAGAAAGUGAAGGAGUUGAAAAAACCUGGCAAAGUUAUGCUGAAGGUGGCGGACAGCGAGUGGUCAGACAAGUUUUCUCUGGACACUGUGGGCACAGGGGGUAGUGUCAGCUGUAAGCACAAGGCUGCUGGCAAUGUGUCAGAGGUUGGCCUGAGCAUCCAGUUGACCUCAUCAGGUCUAACAAAGAUAGUGACCUUCACCCCAUUCUACCUGUUCCUCAACCUGGCCACCAUUCCACUGUGUAUCCAGGAAGUUGGCUUUGAUGUUAUAACUGUGGUUCAGCCUGAAGAGUGCAAAGCCUUCUACCCCAAGUCAUCAGGCAAGGAGAUGAAGAUCCAGGUGAAGCCAGAGGAUGGGGAGCUCUUCACCGCCCCCUUCUUCCUCAACAAGGCUCACUCUACCCUGCUCAAACUGGAGGAUAAGUAUGGUGGCAUACAAGCAGAGUGUCAGGUCAGUGAGUCCUCCAUGAUCACCACACUGAAGAUAUACAUGAAAGGUAUGGCCACAGUUAUGUUUGUCAACCACACAUCCCAGUGCAAUAUCCUGGUCAGACAAAGUGGCUCUAAAGAAGUGGAGAUGACCCUUGAACCACAGACCACACAGCUGUACACGUGGAACAACCCAACAGGAAACAGGGAGAUUCUCUGGACCUGUGGCAACAAGAAAGAUGCAAAAAAUAGUUUGGACAGGGAUCAUAUUGAAGAAUUCUUUGCCGAGAAUGAUGUCAAGGUUUAUUUUGUUUCUUUCCUGGAUGGCCUUCAAAGAGUGGCCAUGUUUACACAAGAUCUGGCCCUGGCCACUUUGGCGCAAGAGGCUGGUGAACUAGAGCAAGCUGACCAGGAGAUAAACCUGAAGAUUCACGACAUGGGAUUUUCUCUUAUCAACAACAAGAAGAUGGUGGAGGUGGCCUAUAUGGGCAUAACCAGCUCUGGUGUUAUCUGGGAAGAGAAAAAGAAGAAAUACAAGGCCAUGAAGCUUAAAGACACCAUAGUCCUGGAGACAGCAUACCAGAAGUAUCUGAUGGAUGUUGAGAUGGGCAAAUCUAGAGAGGCUGUGGCCAUGUUAGAAAACAAGCUGGAGGUUGACUUUACCAACAUGAUGCUGAUCAAGCCUAAAGCUUGUGGACUGCGCAGAAGUUUUGAGAAUGGCAUCUGGGUGCAGGUCAGGACCUCGCCCCACUCCAUGCAGUUCCAUGCUAAAAUCAACAGACUCCAGUUUGAUAACCAGCUCCGCCAUGCUGUGUUCCCUACUGUGUUAUCUCCCCUGCCACCUCCUAAAUCUGUUGCUGCUGAUAGUGUUCCCAAACCUUUCAUUGAAGUGAGUUUAAUGAACAGAAUACAUGAACACAGCAACCUGGUACAAAUCAAGUAUUUCAAAGUUUUAAUCCAAGAAAUGAACCUGAAAGUUGAUCAAGGUUUUCUGAUGGAGAUCCUGGAUCUCUUUUCUUCAGACGCACAGCCCAAGAGAGAUCAAGAGGAAAUUUACUUCAAAACGGACAUUGACUGUACAAAAAUGAACCUCAAGGAAGUAGCUGGUGUUUCUAUACAGGCACAGAGAGUCAGUUUCUAUGACUACUUCCAUGUGUCUCCCAUCAAGAUUCACAUCAGUUUUUCAAUCCAAGGGGGAUCACAAAGCAACAGCUAUCAGGCCAACAUUUUGGGGGUUUUCCUACAGAGUGUGGGCGUGGUGCUGACAGAUGUCCAAGAUGUUGUCUUUAAACUUGGUUUCUUUGAGAGGAACCAUUCUUUCUACACUAAAACUCAGCUGACCUCAGAGUUUGUUCGUCAUUACAGUGGACAGGCUGUUAAACAGAUGUAUGUUCUGGUACUAGGGCUGGAUGUUCUAGGCAAUCCUUUUGGACUUCUGCGUGGACUAAGUGAAGGCAUUGAGGACCUUUUCUAUGAACCCUAUCAGGGAGCUAUUCAGGGACCUGAAGAGUUUGCUGAAGGCUUGGCACUUGGUGUGCGCAGUUUGUUCGGUCAUGCUGUUGGUGGAACUGCUGGUGCAGUGUCCAGGAUCACAGGCACCCUGGGUAAAGGUCUGGCCGCCCUCACACUGGACGAAGACUACCAGAAGAAGAGGAGGGAGCAGCUCAACAAGAGACCAGCCACUGCCAGAGAGGGCUUCGCCAGGGGCGGCAAGGGCCUCGUUAUGGGUGUGUUUGAUGGAGUCACUGGCAUUGUGAGGAAACCUGUGGAGGGAGCCAAGCAAGAAGGUUUCACUGGUUUCUUUAAAGGUGUUGGGAAAGGUUUAGUCGGUGUUGUGACUCGGCCGACCUCUGGAGUGGUAGACUUUGCUAGCAGUUCCUUAGAAGGAAUUCGAAGAAUCACAGACAUGAGUGAUGAGAUUCACCGCCUGCGCCCACCCCGAAGAUUCAACAAAGAUGGGAUCAUCCGCCCGUACAUCCAGGAGGAGGCUGAGGGCUACAACCUGUUGCUGGAGACAGACAAGGGCAAAUAUGUCGACUCUGACGAGUACGUGCAGCACUACAAGAUGAAGGAAGAUGGAAAAAUUGUUUUCAUCAUUACUGACAAGCGCAUCAUGCUGGCCAAACGAGGUGAGCUGUUUGGGUCCUGGGACACUGAGUGGGUCUUCACCUUCCAGGAGCUGAAAGCUGCCCCCAAGCUGUCUGCUAAAGGGAUUGAAAUUUUACUCAAGGAUAAGGAAAAGAAGAAACUGUUUGGUAGCAAUGUCACAAAGAAGGACCUGAUUAUAGCUGAUGCUGCAGCCGCACAGAUCAUUCUAACAAAGAUCAUCGAAACAAUGGAAUCUGAGCGUGUGGAAAGUGGAGUUUAAAUUAAAAAAAAAAACCAACAGAGGACUGACCAGCUGACCAUUAGAAUUCAAGACAGUUGCUGUUUUAGUAGGCAGGGCACUUGUUUGUACUCUUGUAACCAUAGUGACAUGACUUACUGCGCUAAACAAAAACAUUGUACAUAGUCUGUUUGCAUUCUCUUACAGCAAUAACUGAACAGGUUUUUACUAAGUGUAAUGAUCAGUUUUAAAAUAUGUAUAACCCUAUAUGUUAUGGUAAGUUUCUUUUUUAACAAGAUUUUAAUAUCUCUAUUUUUUUCUCCUAUACUUGAAUAAUAUAAAAUGUUGUAUAUAAAAUAAAUCUAUACCUUUUCUUGUCUUCUAUCAGGAAUAUAUAAAAAGACCUCCUAUACACUUGUUACUUUGUUAUGUUUCCCUCUUUAAAACUCCAGCUGUCUUGUACACAUUUCCCACAGGCUACCCCAUUUAUGUACAACUUUAACCUAUUUGUACACUUUUACAAAGUCUAUAAAUAAAAGGUUGUAGUAUGUGUCUGAGUCUAAUAAUUCACUAAUUUGAAUUUGCGUUAAAUUGUUUGUUCAUUUUGUGUUCCUUUUUAAAUUGUUAAUAAGUGUAUAACUAUAUAUAUAUAUAUAUAUAUAUAUAUAUAUAUAUAUAUAUAUAUAUAAUGUAAUUAGUUGUCUAUAUAUAUGUAAUUAGUUGUCUAUUCAGCUCGUAACUCCAACUGUGAAAGCUAUGGUCAGGCUAGGUGGAAGUCUAUCUCUGUUGGUCAGUCCUUUAUCUUAGUCACUCCUGUUCUUUGCAAACCACGCCCUCUACUGGUCAUUACUCUACUGGUCAAACUAUCUGUGCAAUGCUACUCUAGCAAGACUUGUGAACAUGAUACUGUUCACCUUGUGAACCCUUUUAUUCCUACAUUUGUAGCUCAGUUGUGUUGUAAAUUAGGAGUUAUAUUUUGUUAAAGUUGCAAUGUAAAUAAUUUCCUACUUAGGGUUUGGUUGUUCAUUAUACAAUUAAAUUUUUGUCAUGUUUUAAUUGUUUUAUUUUGUCCAAAGAGUUGUUAACUUGCAAUAUAUUUUUCUUGUGUUCACUGUAGAUGUAUUACAUUCAAAAAUUUCAAUUCAUUGAUUUACGAUUGUUUUACAUUUUUUCUUUAUUAACCUUUGUUAAUUCUUUCCUUACUGGUUUAGAUUGUAUUUGCUCAUUUAAAUCUAAAAAUUAGUUUGAUGCUAAACAGGUCUUAAAAUACUCCAUGGCAAGAAACAAUAGCUUGUUUCAAUGUGUUGUAAGGUUAACUAAGCAGUCAAUCAUUAUACAAGCAUACCAUGCCUUUUAUUUAGUUUAUAUAUUUUUAAAUAUUCUAUUCUAUUAUUGAUUAUCCAUAAGUGCUUAUGACCUUUGUCAUUAACUCAUCAUAAAGAAGGAUGAAUUAUAAAAUUACUUUUUGUCUUUUAACAUUAAGUGUUUAAUUGUUUUCAUUGAUUAAAUCAGAGCAUAAAUAAUUACAUAAAUAUCUAUCCAAAAAAUAAUAUGCAAAGAAACUAAAACUUUGUUAUGAAAUUAGAUUUAAAUAAGAGUAGGCUAAACCCUGAAAUGGUGAAAUAUUAUCUCAUGUAACGGUUUUUUUUUUGUUUUUUUUGUGUUAAAUACAAAUUAAAUUUACUAAAAACUUUAAUCAGGCUCAUUAUGUGAUGUCUAUCUAGAGAUUUCUCUAAGAUCCCUACUUCAUGUUUAUAAUCACAAACAAAAGUGGAAAUUAUCAUUUUCUGUGGUUCUCUUUUGAAGAGGUUUUAGUACAUGUCUUAAGCCAGCAGCAUAACUUUAGACAGUUUGUUUAGCCAGGUUUUUUCUAUAUAUAACAAACUAAAACUUUUUACACUUUCUUUAUCACUACAAGGGUUCUUACUUUAAUGAUGGGUGUUUCCUUUUUCUAAAUUAUUAUUUUCUUGCAACAAAUUUAACACCCAUGUAAAACAAAAAUGGCAGUUGCAUAGGUUGACUCUUUGCCUUUUAAUAAAUUGCCAAAUUCACAUCAUCAUCUCCUACACAGCAAGAUAUUAUCCACUGUUAUAUAAUUCCUUUACAUGAUAUCCGAUUCAUCUGAUCUCAUUAUCUUUUCCAUUAAGCCGCAACUGCUUUUUUCGUAUGGUAUGUUUUUUGCGCCUUUUUGUCAUCAUAAAAUAUUUACCUGUUUAUUUUAUCUUUAUAAUAAGUAAAGUAUUAAAAUUUAACAUUUCUUUUAGUCACUUAUUCAAUUCCAUUGUGGAUUAUUUUAAAUAUAACAAACAAAUGUAUCUCUAUUUCCUUCUAUUCUCACAUGCCGUAAUAAACACAUAGUGUAUAGAGAUUUGUUUGUAAUCAUGCAUUUUGGCUCACAGGUGUGUAAAUUUAGUCUGAAAUUAAAUGACAUAUAGGUUUAUUCUAGCAUAUGACAUCUUGAUAUAUUCUAUUAAUUGACAUCUAGGUACAUUAUUGUGAGUGAUAUUAUAAACAUUUUACCUAAAAUGUCAAAUAAGCAUUUUCUGGCAUGUACUAUUUAGUGAGGCCUACAAUCUAGUGUGUGACAUUUAAGCCAAUACGAACAUUUGACAUUCACCUAGCCUCUAGCAUUGACAUAUACCUAGCUUCUAGUGUGUGACAUUAAACUAUAGUGUGGCAUUUACAUACAUUUUGAGUGUGUGACAUGACAUAAUAAAACUUAAGCACCAACCAGCGUGACUUAAAUUUUUUUACAACUUUCUUAUCACAGCUUGAUAUUUUCCUUUGCAUGAAGCUUAGGGCGUUCAUUUAUUUAGUGCUAAAAGUUAAUAACCCUCAAUAUUUUAUUUAGGCAACAGCUUUUGUAAAAAAAACAGCUGAAGUUUCUUCCCAUGUUAAUUUCAACUUGUUUUAUUUUUGGUUUAUAGAUUUAGUCCGGUGUUACUUUUUAAUUUAUUGUUUAUUUUUGUUGUGUUUAUUUUAUUUGAAAUUAUGAUGAUUAUUAAUAUUUUUAUUUUAUUUUGCUGCUUGCUUUUUGAUCUAUAAACAAUAAAAAGGUUUUUA
Molecule: messenger RNA, 14639 nt
Organism: Physella acuta
Lineage: Eukaryota; Metazoa; Mollusca; Gastropoda; Physidae
Product: intermembrane lipid transfer protein VPS13A
Biological process (GO): protein targeting to vacuole; protein retention in Golgi apparatus
Source: RefSeq, a predicted model, not a curated record